AUGGCCGCCUGCUCCAGCGACCUGAGCUACGGCAGCCAUAUCUGCCUGCCCGGCUCCUGUGAUUCUUGCUCCGACUCCUGGCAGGUGGACGACUGCCCAGAGAGCUGCUGCGAGCCCCCCUGCUGUGCCCCCAGCUGCUGCGCCCCGGCCCCCUGCCUGACCCUGGUCUGCACCCCAGUGAGCUGUAUGUCCAGCCCCUGCUGCCAGGCAGCCUGUGAGCCCAGCCCCUGCCAAUCAGGCUGCACCAGCUCCUGCACGCCCUCGUGCUGCCAGCAGUCUAGCUGCCAGCUGGCUUGCUGCACCUCCCCCUGCCAGCAGGCCUGCUGUGUGCCCGUCUGCUGUAAGCCUGUCUGCUGUAAGCCUAUCUGCUGUGUGCCCACCUGCUCUGAGGGCUCCUCUUCAUGUUGUCAGCCGUCUAGCUGCCAGCCGGCUUGCUGCACCUCCUCCCCCUGCCAGCAGGCCUGCUGUGUGACCGUCUGCUGCAAGCCUGUCUGCUGUGUGCCCACCUGCUCUGAGGGCUCCUCUUCAUGCUGCCAGCAGUCUAGCUGCCAGCCGACUUGCUGCACUUCCUCCCCCUGCCAGCAGUCCUGCUGUGUGCCCGUCUGCUGUGUGCCCAUCUCCUCUGGGGCUUCCUCUUUGUGCUGCCAGCAGUCUAGCUGCCAGCCGGCUUGCUGCACCACCUCCUGCUGCAGACCCUCCUCCUCCGUGUCCCUCCUCUGCCGCCCCGUGUGCAGGCCUGCCUGCUGUGUCCCCUCCUGCUCGAGCAACCCAGGGUCUAGCUGCCAGCCGGCUUGCUGCACCUCCUCCCCCUGCCAGCAGGCCUGCUGUGUACCCAUCUGCUGCAAGCCCAUCUGUGGCAAGCCUGUGUGCUGUGGGGCUUCUUCUUCGUGCUGCCAGCAGUCUAGCUGCCAGCCGGCUUGCUGCACCACCUCCUGCUGCAGACUCUCCUCCUCCAUGUCCCUGCCCUGCCGCCCUGUGUGCAGGCCUGCCUGCUGCGUGUCCGUCCCCUCCUGCUGUGCCCCCGCCUCCUCCUGCCAGCCCAGCUGCUGCCGCCCGGCCUCCUGCAUGUCCCUCCUCUGUCGCCCCAUGUGCUCCCACCCCACGUGCUAAGGCUUCUGCUCAGGCCAGAAGCCCAGCUGCUGACAGGCAUGUCCCCAAGCACCAGGCUCAGGUCCCCGCAAACCCUCCCACCGCUGACCUGUCAGUAC
Messenger RNA from Sapajus apella (tufted capuchin), 1208 nucleotides. RefSeq names its product keratin-associated protein 10-2-like. Gene Ontology annotation, cellular component: keratin filament. NCBI's taxonomy places the organism in Eukaryota, Metazoa, Chordata, Mammalia, Primates, Cebidae. The transcript is spliced from 3 exons. The record is from RefSeq and is a predicted model, not a curated record.